This is a messenger RNA of Gryllus bimaculatus (two-spotted cricket), 3778 nucleotides long. Lineage: Eukaryota; Metazoa; Arthropoda; Insecta; Orthoptera; Gryllidae. The record is from the annotation of a GenBank genome assembly.
UCUCUGUUAUUUUUCACUGCUCAUCAUCAGGCAUCUUUAUUCUCGAUCAAAUGAUAACAAGACAGUGUUAACUUGUCACAUAUUCGCAUGCAGUUGGUAAGUCCACAUUUCAACACGGCUGCAUGUUCAUAUAGCGUGGUGCCUCGAACAAACCUUCAAAUGACCGCUGAGAGUGUCACAUGAAAGAAGAUGGGUGGAAAGUUAUCAGCCCUGGAUCCUAUGGAAGUUGAAGUUCCAAGAUUGAAUGUGCUCUUGGACCGUGAUCCCUAUCUUAGAGGGUAUGAAAGGGAAUUUCGGAGAAGGUACGCAUGUUUCAAGGAUUAUGUCGAUCGAGUUUCAGAACAAGAAGGAAUAAAUAACUUCUCCAAAGGCUAUGAAUAUUAUGGAAUACAUGUAAAUGCCGACAAUUCUGUAACCUGCAGAGAAUGGGCGCCUGAUGAAUGGAAUAGAAAUAGUCAUCCUUACAACAAACUUGAAUUUGGGAAAUGGGAAUUGCACAUUCCUCCAAACAGCGAUGGAUCAUGUCCUAUAAAACAUUUGUCGGAAAUUAAGAUAAUUAUUCAGACAAUCAAUGGUGAAUUGCUCGACAGAUUAUCGCCAUGGGCUGUGUAUGUCGUUCAACCUCCAAAAGAAAAAGGCUUUACCUACGAACAACGUAUGUGGAACCCUCCUCAAGAAGAGAAAUACCAAUUCCGUCAUGAAAGGCCUAAGAAACCACUAAGUCUGAGAAUUUAUGAAUGCCAUGUGGGCAUUGCAGCAUCAGAACCAAGAGUUGGAACAUACCUGGAAUUUGCUCAAAAUAUCAUUCCUCGCAUCAAGAAGUUAGGUUAUAAUGCUAUUCAGUUAAUGGCUAUAAUGGAACAUGCUUAUUAUGCUAGUUUUGGAUACCAAGUCACAAGUUUCUUCGCAGCUUCUAGCCGUUAUGGAACACCUGAACAAUUGAAGCAACUCAUUGAUGUUGCUCAUUCUCACGGUUUGGUGGUUCUGCUGGAUGUUGUUCAUUCACAUGCUUCAAAGAAUGUACUUGAUGGUUUGAAUCAAUUUGAUGGUACAAAUGCUGGAUUCUUUCACGACGGUAGUAGAGGUGAACAUGCCUUAUGGGAUAGCCGCCUCUUCAACUACUCGGAGUAUGAAGUGCUGAAAUUUUUGCUGUCUAAUCUAAGGUGGUACAUGGAAGAGUACAGGUUUGAUGGUUUUAGAUUUGAUGGUGUAACAUCAAUGCUAUACCACUCAAGGGGUAUUGGAGAAGGUUUUUCAGGGAAUUAUGAUGAAUAUUUUGGAUUAAAUGUAGACACUGAAGCAUUGGUAUAUUUGAUGUUGGCCAAUUAUAUGCUUCAUCAACUCUACCCUGAUGUCAUAACUGUUGCUGAGGACGUGUCUGGUAUGCCAGCCACCUGUAGACCAGUUGAUGAAGGAGGAACUGGUUUUGACUAUCGCUUGGGAAUGGCUAUUCCUGAUAAAUGGAUUGAAUUGCUUAAAGAAUUUAAAGAUGAUGAUUGGAAUAUGGGUAAUAUUGUGCACACAUUGACAAAUAGAAGAUGGAUGGAAAAAACAAUUGCAUAUGCUGAAUCUCAUGAUCAGGCCCUUGUUGGUGAUAAAACAAUUGCAUUUUGGCUUAUGGACAAAGAAAUGUACACACAUAUGUCUACAUUAUCAGAACCAUCACCUAUCAUUGAUCGUGGAAUUGCACUUCACAAGAUGAUACGCCUGUUAACACAUGGACUAGGCGGGGAAGGAUACCUCAAUUUUAUGGGAAAUGAAUUUGGACAUCCUGAAUGGUUGGAUUUCCCUAGAGCUGGCAAUAAUGAUUCUUAUCACUAUGCUCGUCGACAGUGGCAUUUAGUUGAUGAUCCCUUGUUGAAAUACAAAUUCCUUGGUGCCUUUGAUGAAGCAAUGAAUAAUCUUGAAGAAAAAUAUGGAUGGCUUCACAAGGAUCCUGGAUAUGUGAGUUGGAAACAUGAAGAGGACAAAGUAAUUGCAUUUGAGAGGGCAGAGCUUCUCUUUGUGUUCAAUUUUCAUCCAUCAAAAAGUUUCACAGAUUAUCGUGUUGGUGUUGAGAUGCCUGGAGACUAUAAAAUUGUUCUUAGUUCUGAUGAUGAACAAUUUGGAGGCUUCAAACGCACUGAUGCGUCUGUUAGUCAUUUAUCAUUUCCUGAGGGAUUUGCUGGUCGAAGAAACUCUGUAAUGUUAUAUCUGCCAUCAAGAACUGCCGUUGUAUUUGCUCGACAUAACACUUGAUCUUUAAUUCACUGCUGAUAUAUAUAUACUCAUUAGAUUUUACUUUUAUAGAAUCUGUUCAUAAAAAAUGUUAAAAAAAAUAAAACACUAUGCUUCAUGAAACUGGGUAUUAAUUAUUAUUUGAUAUGUUAACUGGUGGUAAUUUUUGGUUUAUUGAAACUGGAAUGACAACCUGCCCUGUACUACUUUCUGAGUGAAAAAAACCCACCUUCUUUUACUGAAUAUUGAGUAGUAGGCAUCAGCACAAUACAAACAAGUUGAACACUUUUGCUUUUCACAUGACUUUUAUUUGUAAUUUGAUAUUGUCUUAAAAUUGAUGCAGGUAUUGAAAUGUAAAUGUGAACUAAGUAAACAAUAUUUUCAACAUUUGAUUGUAAAUCAGGCACACAUUAUUUAAUUUGUUUUUUGAAUGUAAUUUGCUUUCUAUUAUCAUUGUUAUUAAUUAUUAUUAUUCAUUAUCAUCAAGAAAAUAAGUAUUCCAUUUUCCAAGAUGUCAAUCAAAAACCUUAUUAAGAAUGUUGUGAAGUUAGUCUUAUUUGUGGUUAGUCUGAUUAGUGGUUUAAAAUUAUAGAUAUUUUUUCUAUAGUGUUGGGAUUUUUAACUUUCUCAUGUACAUACCUAGAUGGAACAUUGAAUGUGAAAACAAUGCCAAUUUAAUCUCAUUACUUCUUCAAUGUUAUUAUCAUUUUUUUAUGUUAACUACGAUCAAAUUAAAGAGGACUGCUUUCUUAAUUUUUUAUGUUAAACAUAUCAUUUUCAAUUUAUAACUUUUUUUUUUACCUGAGCACAACCAUGACUUGGUGCAUUAAUAUUUUGAAUUUGCAAUAACUUCAAAAUGCUUUAGAAAAGAAAAAAAACAAACUAUUACACUUUCAUUUCAUAUGUAUCUCAAGUUUGAAAAUCAUUUUAAAUCAUUGGUUUUCUUGUGCUCUUUGAAAAAAUAGAAACAUAAUUUUGAAAAUGAUAACUAGAAGAAAAAGGCAACCAACAAUUUGUUUUUUGUGACAUAGAUUUAAGAUGGAGAAACAAUGGAGCAAGCAAGAUUGAAACAAUACGUUUACUACUCAGCUACACAACACCAGCUGGGAAUUGGUUUGUAUGAAGUCCACAAUUGUUGGUUUUGAGAAAUAUGCUAUCCAGAGUUAGAACCGCUACACCCUUCAUGGAAAUAUGUCAUCUUACUGGCUUCAACUGGCAAUAAGGUUUUAAAAAAAUAUAUAUAAAUUACAGUUUCUGUUUAUCAUUCAAAUAUGAUUUGCAAAUAGAAACAAAUGACAAAAGAAUACAUUCAUAAUUUUAUUCAUGUACAGUGUUUAGAAUCUCUUUGUACUAACUCAAUAUUUGCCCAAAGUAGGUUUCUUUUCAAGUUGAAACUUUUCAAUUACAGUAAAUCAAAUACAUAUUGCACAGAAAUUUCUUGUAAGAAAAACACUCUGUGCAAAAUUAUUUACAAUAGUGAUGUAUAAUACAGUAUUGAAGCUCCAAUGCAGCUUUGUAAAAAUCAGGCUACUAAGAGUAUAUACUUGAACAUGGACACAGG